UCCUAAGCCAGACCCUAAACCCGCGCCCGGGAGUCCAGAGCACGGCGUGAGCUCUGGGCGUGAACUUCCUGGUACCCGCCUCCCUACCCGCAAUUUACCCAAUCCAGCCUUCUUCCUCCGAGAGACCCAGAAAGGAGAAGGGAGGCUAGAUUGAAAGGCCCUGUCCCUUCCCAUGCCUCCACACCACUUCUUACCAGACGUUUUCUUAGAGCCAGCGCCGCUUAGACGUCUAGCUUCUAGUCACGUGUCCCAGCAGGCGCACUCUCUCUUCCUUCCUACCCGAUUUCCAAACCAGGCUCAAAAGGUUCCGUUUCUACAAUCAAUUCUCUAGGGCUCUUUAUUUCGUUUCUCGGCUUUGGAGCUACUGUGAUGCCUUCGCCACUUUUCCCUUCAACGUCCGAAAAAGAGUCCAAGCCUAAAAUCCCUAAUUCUUGAUGAAGCAUGGUACGGCCCGGAAUUCACCAGCUACUGGAUUUGGUUGGCUGAAGUGAACAAUGAAGUAAACAGCUGCUCGCCCUCGCGUAGCCCGACCCUUCUUGUUCAGUGACGUAAACGCCCGGGUUCCUCUAAGGCGCCACCAGCGCGGGGUCCGCGGCGGCACCCUUGGCUUUGGGGCUGGAAUGAAUCAGCUCUCUCGAAAGUGUAGGACUUCUUGGAGUCAGCUGUGUUAAUGUGCGCAGAGAUGUAAACGACCUGGGGUAUGUUGUGGGCUUGGGGUUUUAUGUUCUAGGGCGCGAGCUUCCACACGUUCACCCCCACCGAGCUCGGGAAAUGGUCCGCGCUGGGAGAGCGCGGGAGUCUUGAAGCGCCUGGAAGGCUCCCGUCAGUCGGGCCCUGACUGAAUCCGGUUGCGGUCAGCGCUGCCGCAUGGAGGCCGAACGGGCUGAGGUACGCGCCCUGGAAGCGGAGAUAGCAGCCCUGAGGCGGGCAUGCGAGGAGCCGACGGCGCCCUGGAAAGAGACCGCCAAAGCCAAAAAAUCAUUUAAAAAUAUAUACCAAUCAGAAUCUGAACGAUUGGAGUCUUCAAAAGAUCUGAGGAGACAGCUUGGACAUUUAGAAUCAGAACUUUCACUUCUAAGUACACUUACGGGCAUCAGCAUAAGAAAGUACUCCAAGAAAACAGAGGACUUGACAAGCACUGUGAUGACAGAAAAAAAUAUAAAGAAAGUUCUACAGAGAUACAAAUUAUCAGGAGAUUGCCACAUGGUUACAUUUCAACUUGAAUUUCAGAUUCUGGAAACUCAGAAUGAGAAGAAUUUAUCUUCUGUUGUUACUGACCUGAAUAUAAUAAUGGAACCCACAGAAUAUCCAGAAUUAAGUGAACUUGUAUCUAGAGCAGAAGAAAGAAGAGAUCUUUUCAUGUUUUUCAGAAGCCUGCACUUUUUUGUGGAGUGGUGUGAAUAUCGUAAGCGCACAUUUAAACAUUUCAAGGAAAAAUACCCAGAUGUCGUACAGCUCCCCGAAGGCGCCACCUCCAGCUGCCUGGGGAUCCAGAAUGCCAGCCAGCCAGGCCCUGGAGCUGGACAAGAAGAACGUUAUAGAAAGUGCCCCUCUCAGCUUCCGCACCCUUCUAGGAGUGCUUGGAAUCGAAGCCUCUCUAGAAAGCCUGAUAAAAUUAUUUUUCAACACAAAAGAAUGACUAGUUCACAAAAAUUGAACACUUAUGAAGUAAGAUUGUGUACUCGCCAGUUCAUAAUUUUAUUGAAUAUAAACAUUUGCUAUUUUCCAUUUAGAAAUCAUACCCUUAAAACAUGCUAUCUAUGCAAUAUGGCACAUAUAUAG
Messenger RNA from Loxodonta africana (African savanna elephant), 1782 nucleotides. RefSeq names its product centromere protein P (gene CENPP). The record is from RefSeq and is a predicted model, not a curated record. Gene Ontology annotation, cellular component: chromosome, centromeric region; nucleus. NCBI's taxonomy places the organism in Eukaryota, Metazoa, Chordata, Mammalia, Proboscidea, Elephantidae. Bases 868 to 1782 code for a protein of 304 amino acids. The transcript has 7 exons. Gene Ontology annotation, biological process: CENP-A containing chromatin assembly.